This is a messenger RNA of Lottia gigantea (owl limpet), 1333 nucleotides long. RefSeq lists its product as hypothetical. Bases 386 to 1333 code for a protein of 315 amino acids. NCBI's taxonomy places the organism in Eukaryota, Metazoa, Mollusca, Gastropoda, Lottiidae. The record is from RefSeq and is a predicted model, not a curated record. The transcript has 2 exons.
CGCUACUUAGGACUGAACGGACAUAAUUAGAAAUAUAUAUGCCCCCGGUAACGAUUAACGCCUUUUCCCAGGGGACCCGGGUACCCAUUGAAGAACAGUAUAAGAAAGUAAACUGUAAAGGGUUAACAGGCGUUGUUUAUAACAACCUUAAAGUGUAAAAUACAAAGAGACAAGUCUAUGAUAAUUAUCACAUCCUAUCUGUACGAUCAACCUUUAAUACAACAUUUUAUGACCGACGGUUGACCACAGGGUGAUAUAUUUAGACCCGUUCUCUUCACCUCAGUUAUUAAUGAUACAGGACAUCUGACGGACGUGGUGCGGAAGACCGGUGUAAAGCUUAUUUCUUUAAAUACUGAAAUUAUAUAGCCAUAAUAAUGAAGAACGCAUGUUGAAGUGGAUUAAGAAAAGAACUCGACGUACGUCAGCACCUUCUGGUGGAGAUCCAUCCUGCUUAUCUGUUGUAAAAGACAACGACUCUAUAUUUAGCGAAGAUCAAGGCUUUAAAGAUGAACAACCUUUAAAUAAUCAAGUUUGUCCUCUAUGUCGAGCUAUCAAAUCAACCGACCAUAGUGCAGAUGGUUGUCUUUGUGGCCAAGUUAAUCUUGAUAGCAGUGACAUCAUAGACUAUGAUACCAUCAAACGCCAAACCAGACGGGUCAACUCAGUGCACAUCAAAAAUAAGCUGAAGGAAACUUUGAUGCCGACGUCGUAUUUGAUAUGUAAAACGUCUCCGCUGUGCCGCAGUAGAUCGGAUGUUACUGGAUUAAAGUACACGCCUAUCAAAUCAGAAGUUCCGAAACGUUUAUCGCCACGAUCACGAAUUCCCAUCCUGAAUCCGGAAGAGUUUGCUGAACUAUCCUCAGAAGAUGAAAGUAGUGGAUAUGGUGAUUCUGAAUGUUCCGGAGCAAGUCAAUCAGGAUACAGUUCUGAUGACAGUUUAAGAAAUUUGCUCCAAAAUAUGGUGAUCAAUCCCAAAAGCAUGGAACCAGCAUCACCUAUAUCACCUUGUGCUUCUCCUGUACCUAAAAUGGGAUGCCGUGCCAUGAUUCAAAGAAGUUCUAGUUCCAACGAACGGAAAAAUUUCCAUCGUAAAAUUGCUAUUCGUUCCCAUUCGUUAAAUAGAGCAGCCAGACCGUCAUGUGGUGUCAAAAGAUCGAAGUCAAGAGCUGCAUCUUUUAGAACGGAACGACGUCCAGAACUGAGUCUCCUUGCUCAGCAAAAUACAAUAGAUAACAAGGACUUGGGAUCUGGGUAUCUAGAUAUCCAUAUUGAUCAACUGGCACAAAUUAGGACGGAAUUACAGAAUUUAUACUCUUUGGAUAAAAAUAUGUAA